This is a messenger RNA of Plasmodium berghei ANKA, 942 nucleotides long. Its product is annotated as FAD synthetase, putative. The record is from RefSeq and is a predicted model, not a curated record. The coding region runs from base 1 to 942 and encodes 313 amino acids. The transcript has a single exon. Gene Ontology annotation, biological process: FAD biosynthetic process. NCBI's taxonomy places the organism in Eukaryota, Apicomplexa, Aconoidasida, Haemosporida, Plasmodiidae. Gene Ontology annotation, molecular function: FMN adenylyltransferase activity.
AUGGAAGGGUGGAAAGAUUAUUCAAAAUCAUUAGGGUUGUAUGAAAAAAUUGAAAAAUUACAUAAAGAGCAUAUAAAUGAAAUAAAAUUUUAUGAGGGAUACAUAAACAAUGAAAAUAAAUUAGGAAAUAAUAAAAAAAAUCGUGAUAUUAUAAAACCGAGUAUGUAUAACUAUGAUGUAAUGAAUUAUUAUAAAGACGAAUUAAUAUUAAAAAAAAAAAUUUUAGAAUUAUCUGAAGAUAUCAUUACAGCAAUAAAUAAUAUUUAUGAUAUGUUUCGGCUUUGUAAAGAAAAUGUAUUUUUAUCAUUUAAUGGAGGAAAAGACGCUGUUGUUAUUUUACAUUUAUUUAGAUGUGCAUAUGCAAAAUAUUUAUAUGAUAUAAAGAGUAAAAUAAUAAAACCCAAAUUAAUUUAUUUUAAAGAUGAUACUAAUGAAUUUCCUGAAAUUUAUCAGUUUGUGAAUGAAUGUGUAUAUAUAUAUGAUUUUGAUCUAAAUAUUAUCAAUGGCAAAUGGGAAACUAGUAUAACACAUUUUAUAGAAUUUAUUCAAAAAAAAUAUAGAGAUACUUGUAUAGACAAAUUAAAUAUAAAUCAAACAGAUUCUUCUUUAUUAUCUACUUCUAUAGCAUUUAUUAACGGAACUAGAUAUAAUGACACAUAUAGCGAAAAAUUGCAUAUUUUAAAUGUUAGUUCAAAAGGGUUUCCACCUUAUUUAUAUUUAAAUCCUAUAUUUUAUUGGACAUAUGGAGCUGUUUGGACCUUUAUUUUAUAUUUUAAAUUAGAUUAUUGUAUUUUAUAUGACCAUGGUUAUUCUUCUAUAGGCUCUAUGAAUGAUACUAUUAAAAACGAAUUUUUAAAAUGUAAUGAUUGUUAUUUGCCUGCUUAUUUUUUGAAAAAUUGGGAAUAUGAAAGAUAUAAUAGAUUAUUUCAUAAAAAAAAAUAA